AUGCAUUGCAGUAUAUCAUCAGCUGUAUCAAAACGUGAUCAUCGUACUGCUACAAAUGAUAUAAUUCAAAAUUUUCUUUUGAUUUGGCUUGACACAAAAAUCGAUGAAUCCAGCGACGAUUAUCUCAAGUCUAUCAAACAACUACGACAAACAUUGAAUACUAUUGAAAUAUUUCGUGAUACAGAUGAAUGUAUCGAUUAUAUUUCAGAACUUCAAAAUGAAACGUCGUUUCUCAUUAUUUCCGGUGCUUUGUGUCGAACAGUUGUGCCACUCAUUCAUAACAUGGUACAAUUAUGUUCAAUUUAUGUUUUUUGUCGGAAAGAAGAACAGGAUAAAGAAUGGACUAAAGACUGGCCCAAGGUGAAAGGCACUUUCACUAAUAGUACUUCAAUUUGUGACUCAGUUCAACAAUGGGCUCGACAAUGUGACAAAGAUUCAAUUGCAAUUAGUGCUGUAUCGUCAUUAAAUCAAAUAGAACCGUCAUUUAUGUAUACACAACUUUUCAAAGAAAUUAUACUUGAAAUCGAUUUCGAUGAAAACAAAGCAAUCAAGGAUUUAGUCGAGUAUGCCCGCGAUAAGUAUACCGGAAAUGACCAACACUUGAAACUUAUCGAUGAAUUCGUUCGGGACUAUAAAGGUAAUAUGGAUGGAAAGAACAAGCCCAUUUGGUGGUACACUCGAAACUGUUUCACAUAUCAGAUGCUCAACAAAGCACUGCGCACUCUGCACGUCGAGACUCUGCUCAAAAUGGGUAUCUACAUUCGAGAUCUUCAUCAAAACAUCAAGAAACUUCAUUCAGAGCAAUCUAAUGAAACCCAUGAUGCUUCAACAACAUUAACAGUCUACCGGGGUCAAGUCAUGAUCAAGGAAGAUUUUGAAAAUAAAAUCAAACAAGGUGGACUCAUUUCGUUCAAUAAUUUCUUAUCAACAAGUGACGAUCGAAAGGUAGCCCUUCGGUUUAUCCCGAAAGGAUCUCAGUCCACUGACGACAAUACAAUUCGUGUUCUCUUUGAAAUGGCUAUUAAUCGAUCGAUUUCAUCGGCUCCGUUCGCUCGUAUCGACAAAUUUAGUUAUUUCAAGACAGAAAAAGAAAUUCUUUUUUCAAUGCACAGCGUUUUCCGUGUCCAGCAAGUGACAGAAAUUGAAGAUAGCGGAAUCAGAUUGUGCCAAGUUAAACUUACACUUACCACUGAAAAUGAUGACGAACAGCUCAAUGCUCUUACCCGACGAAUGCGAGAGGAGGUCGGUGGAACAGGAUGGGGACCAAUGUGUUCAUUGUUAUGGAAAUUGGGUGAGAAUGAAACGGCAGAAAAACUGUGCAGAAUGUUACUCGAACAGGCAUCUGAUGAGACCGCUAGAGCCGCCGGUUACCAUAAUCUCGGACUGUUCAAAAGUGACCAAGGAAAAUACAAUGAGGCCGUUCAGUUUUACCAAAAAGCACUGGUUCUCGAAGAAAAAACUCUCCUUCCAAAUCAUCCCGACUUGGCUUAUUCCUAUAACAACAUCGGUAAUGUGUAUGAUAAGAUGGGCGAGUACUCGAAAGCACUUUCAUCGUAUGAACGAUCACUUGAAAUCCGUAAAAUAGCUCUCCCUCCAAAUCAUCCCGACUUGGCUAUGUCCUACGGCAACAUCGGUAAUGUGUAUGAUGAGAUGGGCGAGUACUCGAAAGCACUUUCAUCAUAUGAACGAUCACUUGAAAUCCGAAAAAUAGCUCUCCCUCCAAAUCAUCCCGACUUGGCUUCUUCCUACGGCAACAUCGGUAUAGUGUAUAAAAACAUGGGCGAGUACUCGAAAGCACUUUCAUCGUAUGAACGAUCACUUGAAAUCCAGAAAAUAGCUCUCCCUCAGAAUCAUCCCGACUUGGCUUCUUCCUACAACAACAUCGGUUCCGUGUAUAAUAACAUGGACGAGUACUCGAAAGCACUUUCAUCGUAUGAACGAUCACUUGAAAUCCAGAAAAUAGCUCUCCCUCAGAAUCAUCCGGACUUGGCUUCUUCCUACAACAACAUCGGUUCCGUGUAUAAUAACAUGGGCGAGUACUCGAAAGCACUUUCAUGGUAUGAGCGAUCACUUGAAAUCCAGAAAAUAGCUCUCCCUCCAAAUCAUCCCAACUUGGCUAUAUCCUACGGCAACAUCGGUUCGGUGUAUGGUAAAAAGGGCGAGUACUCGAAAGCACUUUCAUCGUAUGAACGAUCACUUGAAAUCAAGAAAAUAGCUCUCCCUCCAAAUCAUCCCGACUUGGCUUCUUCCUACAACAACAUCGGUUCCGUGUAUAAUAACAUGGGCGAGUACUCGAAAGCACUUUCAUGGUAUGAGCGAUCACUUGAAAUCCGUAAAAUAGCUCUCCCUCCAAAUCAUCCCGACUUGGCCACUUCCUACAAUGUUACUAUUUUCUUCUUUACUUCGCCUUCUUCUUAUUAUCUUUUUACAAGAAACAAUCCUCCUCUUUAA
This is a messenger RNA of Rotaria sp. Silwood2, 2451 nucleotides long. Lineage: Eukaryota; Metazoa; Rotifera; Eurotatoria; Philodinida; Philodinidae. The record is from the annotation of a GenBank genome assembly.